This is a messenger RNA of Cyprinodon tularosa, 933 nucleotides long. RefSeq names its product GTPase IMAP family member GIMD1-like. Bases 98 to 769 code for a protein of 223 amino acids. The record is from RefSeq and is a predicted model, not a curated record. NCBI's taxonomy places the organism in Eukaryota, Metazoa, Chordata, Actinopteri, Cyprinodontiformes, Cyprinodontidae. Gene Ontology annotation, molecular function: GTP binding. The transcript is spliced from 4 exons.
ACUUUAACCUGUAACCACUCCUGCAGAGACACAUACCUAACAGUGACCAGACAAGGGGACGAGUCCCUGUCCGCUUCUCAAGCAGAGGUACCAAAGGAUGGAUGAUAAACACUGUGGAAAUAUCCUAAGCUGGCUGGGUUUUCAAACAAGAGAAGAGCAACAGGAUGUUCUUGUUCUAAAUGUCCUGUUGCUAGGUGAGAGGCAGAGUGGGCGGAGCUCUGUGGGGAACGCGCUUAUUGGUGGACACGAAUUUCAGACAGGAACCUCCGUUUCUGGCGUUCCCGUGACUGCAGAGCUAGGGGUCCGAAGCAGGAAGUUUUCUGCUUUUUUUAGAAGGCAGGGGGCGGAGUCUGACCUCAUGUUGAGAGUUAUGGACACACCCCCAACGAAGCUUCGCCCACAGAGCCUGCAGGAGCUCUGUACUGAUGGGGUUCAUGUGGUCGUGGUUGUUGUUAGAGUGGAUCAGCUGAAUGAAAACUCGCGACUGCUGCAUCAAGCAGAGAGUCUCUUCGGUCCAGAGUGGCGUGAUCACGCCAUGCUGGUAUUCACACAUGCUGAUCAUCUGGGAGAGGCAGGGCUUCAGCCGUCCGUUUACCUCUCCCAGACCUCCGAUUGGCUGCGCACUCUGGCUAAAGAGGCUAGGGGUGGGGCCUUUUUUCUGGACAACAACUCUGACUGGCCAUCAGUCAGAGGCCGCCCGCUGAGAGACAAACUUCUCCAACUAUCGGCAAAGAAUCAUCACAAAGCUCUGAGGUUUAGGCCAGACUAGUCAGUCUGUCAGAAACCCGGAGGACUUUGAGUGUCCAGUUUAAUUUCUCAUUUGCUAAUUUGGAGUUAGAAUACAUUAGUGAACGUGUUUGAACUUUAAACAUCUGUUACUUCAAUCUUAGCCUUAGAUUUAAAUAUAUAAAUAUACACUGAUUAUGGCAGCUA